AUGGCCGACGAAGGACUGAACAUUUAUGAUGAGAUCGAGAUCGAGGACAUGACCUUCGACCCAAAUAUUCAGAUCUACACAUAUCCUUGUCCAUGUGGCGAUCGCUUCGAGAUCGCAAUCGACGAUUUACGCGAUGGUGAAGAAAUCGCCGUGUGUCCAAGUUGCAGUCUCAUGAUCCGGGUUAUCUUUGACGUGGCCGAUCUUCCUAAAGCCGAUGCGCAGAGUACGAGCGGAAUGGCUGUUCAGGCUUGA
Molecule: messenger RNA, 252 nt
Organism: Penicillium coprophilum
Lineage: Eukaryota; Fungi; Ascomycota; Eurotiomycetes; Eurotiales; Aspergillaceae
Gene: dph3
Product: CSL family zinc fnger-containing protein
Exons: 2
Coding region: 1-252 (83 amino acids)
Biological process (GO): protein histidyl modification to diphthamide
Molecular function (GO): metal ion binding
Source: RefSeq, a predicted model, not a curated record